GGAGGGCAGGAUGGACAUGGCGAGGGUUCAACUACUGUCUUACAUGUUGUGGUCAGUGGCAGAGCAGCGGGUCUGUUCUGGGUAGGCCGACCGCCGUUUGAUUGCAAGCUUUAGGAUUUCAUUUUAGGUGUGAACAGCUCCGGGGUCAAGAGAAGUCACUUUUGCGAGUCCAUUCAAGGGCACAGCUCCUGCCCAAAGGCCUCCGAGCUCCGAGGCCUGUCGAGACUGAGCCGGCCUCAUGGACCCUGGCGAUCGCAAAGGGAAUGGACACAGGAGAUGCAUCAGCUGACAAGUUCCAGGUCUGAUCUCGUAGAGCCAUGGGGGACUGGAACCUGCUGGGGAAGCUGCUGGAGAAAGCCCAGGAGCAUUCGACUGUAGUGGGCAAAGUGUGGCUCACGGUCCUCUUCAUCUUCCGAAUCCUGAUCCUGAGCGCCGCCACGGAGAAAGUUUGGGGAGACGAGCUGUCCGGCUUCACCUGCGACACCAAACAGCCCGGUUGUCAGAACGUUUGCUACGACUACACCUUCCCCAUCUCGCACAUCCGAUUCUGGGUGCUGCAGAUCAUCUUCGUGUCCACGCCCACGCUCAUUUACCUGGGGCACAUUCUCCAUCUCGUGAGAAUGGAGGAGAAGCAAAAAGAAAAGGACCGGCAAAUGGAGAUCCUUCAUCCGGAAAAGCACGCGCUCAUUUCGGAGGCGAAGCACAAAAAGCAUUUGGUGAAGGACAGCAAAGGUCGAGUGCGAAUCCAGGGGGAGCUACUGCGCACGUACGUUUUCAAUGUUAUCUUCAAGACGCUGUUCGAGGUGGGGUUUAUCGUAGCGCAGUACUUCCUAUACGGCUUUGAGCUGAAGCCUAUGUACACGUGUAACCGGCGGCCUUGUCCUAACGUCGUGAACUGCUACAUAUCCCGCCCCACCGAGAAAACCAUCUUCAUCAUCUUCAUGCUCGGAGUGGCCAGCGUGUCUCUGCUGCUCAACCUCAUCGAGAUCUACCACCUGGGAUUCACCAAGUGCCGCCAGGGAAUCACGUACAGGCGACGCAAAGGCUCGCCAGAAAUCAUCCACAAAGACCCCGGCGAGACCACGGUGCCGAUCGUGCCCAGUUACGACGACUACUUCGGCGGGCACGCUCCAGUUCAACCCGCCUACCCUCCGAGUUACAACCUGUCCUCUCCGAUAACGGACGGCACGGACUCGUCUUUCCAUCCCUACCACAGCAAAACGGCGUACAAGCAGAAUAAAGACAACAUGGCGGUGGAGAGGAGCAGCACGAGCAAACCGGAGGAAUGUGACCUGAAAGGCAAGAAGCAGGGAGCAGGUUCAACCCCGGGGUCGCCCACGCAGACCAGACCGGGCCGCAGCACCAAACACAGCAGCAACAAGACCAGAAUAGACGAUCUAAAGAUAUGAGGAGCCAUACGUUUCUCUGGCAGCGUCUUAAAUGGCUGUGAAGGGAUCGUGUGAUGUUUGGAAGCAUUCACACAUGUCGAACGCAGGACUGUUUUAAAGUUUUAAAGGCGGCGCUGGCUUCUCGGCGACUGUGGUUACUGUGGUUUCUGUCAUUUAUAGGCUGGUCCACCUUCACUUCUGUGCUAUUUUAGUGGAACAAAUGUUGAAGCCGGAUCAGGAAAGCUGCACCAAACCUGGAUAAACGCAGCGUCUAACAUGUCAGAAAGGGCAUCUGGUGUAAAUGUUCAUGCAAAGGGGACGAUUACCCGCUUUGGAAAAUGAAAACAGUGAGGACAGCUGAGCACUUGACCUCAAGGAAAGAAAUGAAAAUGAUAAUAACUACUGUUGUUUUUAGCUGUCAGUGUCACAAAACAUGACUUCACAAGACUUGAAAUGAAAAAUUGUGCAAUAAACAACGAUAUUCUGGGCUCUAGACGUGCUCAGAUGUAUUCCAGGACGUGCCCCAGAAAUAAACUGCACAAGUCUCAGGAGUAGAAACACUUUUUACUGCGUCAGACACAAGUUUAAAACUGCAGCCAUGUUGGAUCGUAGUGUUGUUCAGAUGCUCGUGUCGUUUGUUUUAUGUACAGCACUUUGUAAUAACGAUUUGUAAACGGAAAUAAACUUGUCUUAAAUUAAACCUUAUGUUUUACUGUUAAGCAGAGGUGAAUA
Messenger RNA from Periophthalmus magnuspinnatus, 2120 nucleotides. RefSeq names its product gap junction alpha-3 protein-like. Bases 318 to 1409 code for a protein of 363 amino acids. The transcript has 2 exons. Gene Ontology annotation, biological process: cell communication. The record is from RefSeq and is a predicted model, not a curated record. NCBI's taxonomy places the organism in Eukaryota, Metazoa, Chordata, Actinopteri, Gobiiformes, Gobiidae. Gene Ontology annotation, cellular component: connexin complex.